AUGGAGCACGACCGUCAGCCAGCGACCCGGGAAGUCCUCUUUCCAGGAGCUGUGAACUCCAAAUUCACGACCUCCCUCCGCUUCUCUCGAGCCAGCGAGGACGAUGCCAUGCCCACGUACCGUAUCCUAGACCAAGAAGGAAAGAUCGUAGACAAGGACCAGUCACCACCAGACAUCAGUACUGAACUCUUGCUCAAAAUGUACAAGGACAUGGUCACGGUAUCGAUCAUGGACAUAAUCAUGUUCGAUGCCCAGCGCCAGGGCAAAGUCAGCUUCUACAUGGUCAGCGCAGGCGAAGAAGGCAUAGCCGUCGGUUCCGCCUCGAGUCUCCUGCCUAGUGAUCCUAUGUUCGCCCAAUACAGAGAGACUGGAAUCUUCCAAUACCGAGGUUUUACUCCAGACGACUUCAUGGCCCAGCUCUUUGCGACCAAGGACGAUCCAAUCAAGGGCCGCAGUAUGCCGGUUCACUACGGUAGCCGCAAACACAAUAUUCACGCAAUUGGCUCUACUCUCGCAACGCAGAUCCCGCAUGCCUCUGGAGCGGCAUAUGCGGUCAAGAUGCAGAACAUGCAAAACCCAACAGACGACCAAAGAGUAGUAGCCUGCUACUUUGGCGAAGGCGCGGCCAGCGAGGGAGACUUCCAUGCCGCAUUAAAUAUAGCAGCUACACGUGCCUGCCCAGUCCUCUUCAUUUGCCGAAACAACGGCUACGCCAUCAGUACACCCACACUAGAACAAUAUCGUGGAGAUGGAAUAGCUAGUAGAGGUGUGGGGUACGGGAUUGAUACCAUUCGUGUUGAUGGGAAUGAUGUUCUUGCUGUGAGGGAGGUUACACGGCAAGCCCGCGAACUAGCCUUGAAAGACGAAUGUCGUCCGAUCCUGAUAGAAGCAAUGUCCUACCGCGUCUCCCACCACAGCACCUCAGACGACUCCUUCGCCUACCGAGCCAAGGUCGAAGUCGAGGACUGGAAACGCCGGGAUAACCCCAUCACGCGGUUGAGGAAGUACAUGGAGAACAACGAUCUCUGGGACGAAGGUAAGGAGAAGGAGUUGAGGAGCGAGGCGAGGAAGAGUAUUUUGAAGGCUUAUCGGAAGGCAGAUAAGGAGAAGCAUCCUCCGAUCAGGGAGAUGAUGAUGGAUGUUUAUCAGGAGGUCACCGAGGAGCAGAGGGAGCAGAUGGAGAGGUUGAGGGGGUUGGUGGAGAGGUAUCCUGAUGAGUAUGAUUUGAGUGGGUUUGAGGGUGGGAUUGGGGGGUUGAAGAUACCUUGA
Molecule: messenger RNA, 1269 nt
Organism: Recurvomyces mirabilis
Lineage: Eukaryota; Fungi; Ascomycota; Dothideomycetes; Mycosphaerellales; Teratosphaeriaceae
Exons: 2
Coding region: 1-1269 (422 amino acids)
Biological process (GO): branched-chain amino acid catabolic process
Molecular function (GO): oxidoreductase activity, acting on the aldehyde or oxo group of donors, disulfide as acceptor
Source: RefSeq, a predicted model, not a curated record